AUGUCUUUCUUACGCUCGCGUCCACCUGUGCAAUCUAACCGCGCCCAUCAACAACGGGCUCUCGGUGUCAGACCCUCACCUGGUGGCCCGGCCGUCAAGCGCGAGAUCCCUACGAAGAAACCCGCGGCUCAACCCCAGCCAGGAACCUACACCGACUAUAAGCUGGUCUCAACCUCGCACGACGUCCUUCACCAUGUCAUGCGAUUCCAUGGCAAUAAGGAGGUCAGCCCUGACAAGUUCACACAGCCGGUCAAAUUGCACCGCAAACGGAACGAGAACAGCGGCUACAACCGAUACAGCUACUAUAAUAGCAAGUACAACUACCAAAACAAGGACACAGCAGGUGCGGAUAAGAAGGAUGGGGUGGCCGGUGGAAAUGCGGCAGCUGGACCAGGUGGUGCAGCAGCACCGACAACGGGCGCGGAUACAUCACUGAUUGCUCCCUAUGGUGGAGGCGUGCGUAAUAAGCAGAUGUUGUUCAAGAAGCGUACGAGACAGAUCUAUAUCGCGAACGAAGAGGAGCGGAAGAAGAAGGAGAUUGAGGCGGCACCCUGGGUCGUUGAGGAUUACGAUAAUCAGAACAAUUGGACAGGUCAGUUGGAGGGCGGGCAACAUGCGAACUAUGUGCUGUUUUUGUUCUCGGACGACGGGUUCAAGGUCGUGCCUGCGGACAAGUGGUACAAGUUCACACCAAAGAUUCAGUAUGCCACCCUGACGGCAGAGGAGGCGGAAGAGCAGUACCAAAAAGCACAAAAGCAGAACAACAGCAGCAUCCGAUGGCUGAUGCGGUCCAAGAACAAAGCAAAGACAGAGGAUGGCGAAGAGGGCGCAGAAGAAGAAGUCGAAGGCGAGCACUUAGUCACGGUUGACCAUGAAGACGACGUUGGAUAUGACGAGGAUGAGGCCAGGGAGAGAAAGAAGAAGCGUGGAAAGCAUGGCGACGUGGACGAAAUGGACUUUGAUGAAGUCUGGCAGGACGACGAGGAGAUGCCCUCAGAGAUGCCUGGAUUCGAAGACGACGCAAAGGACGAUCCUCGAAGGAAGCAAGGACCAGCUAUGGACUCUGAUGAGGAUGAAGACGAAGAGGACGACAAGGGACGCUUGACAGAGACUGGAAAGGCUGUGAAGAAGGCGCUCUUGAAGCUCGAGAAAAAUAAGGUCUACGCCAGCGACGAUGAAAAAGAUCCCUAUGCCAGUGAUCAAGAUUCGUCUGAUUCUGAUCUGGAUGAGAUUGACAAGGAGAAGGAUACGAAGAAGGAAGAUGACGCACAAUUAUCACAGGAGACCGCGAAAUCAAAGGGCAAGGGCAAGGCCAGUGUCAAGGGCGCGCUCUUGAUCCCAAAGAAGGCCGGUGUCACCAAAUCUGCCACACCCAACAAACCCGUCGGCGUCAAGGCCUUGAAGGGCAAGGUCCCAUUGCCACCACCCAGGAAUGCCAGCGCCGGUGCAAAGCCCGCGGUUUCGUCAUCAUCACCUUCAUUAUCAACAGUGGCAGGCAAGGCUGUGAAGUCGUCCUUGGCGUCGUCGAGUGUACUCAGGGCUUCAUCUCCACCUGCACCUGUGGCGGGCGGUUCAAGUUCAUCAGGAACAAUGGAAAAGAAGCGGAAAAAGACGGCUGACUCUGCAGAGACCGUCGAUGAGGGGCCAAGUAGGAAACAGAGCCGAACAGCUGACGCGGCACCAUUCUCAGGCUCGAGUGCACAGGCGGACGCUUCAGCUGGUGGUGAUGAUUCGUUGCUGAUCACGGAAGCGGAGGUCAUUGCACUGCUAAAGAGUCGGCCCCAGGUGACGACCCGCGACUUAAUUGUCGACCUGAAGAGGAAGUUGCGGAAGGAACCCCGAAACAAGAAUAUCCUCGCUGCCAUCGUCAAGAAAGUCGCCAUCCCGCAGGACGGCAUCUUGGUUCUGAAGGAGGGCUUGUAA
This is a messenger RNA of Gamsiella multidivaricata, 1923 nucleotides long. RefSeq lists its product as uncharacterized. The transcript is spliced from 5 exons. Gene Ontology annotation, biological process: positive regulation of transcription elongation by RNA polymerase II; transcription initiation at RNA polymerase II promoter. The record is from RefSeq and is a predicted model, not a curated record. Gene Ontology annotation, molecular function: DNA binding; TFIIF-class transcription factor complex binding; RNA polymerase II general transcription initiation factor activity. Gene Ontology annotation, cellular component: transcription factor TFIIF complex; nucleus. The coding region runs from base 1 to 1923 and encodes 640 amino acids. Lineage: Eukaryota; Fungi; Mortierellomycota; Mortierellomycetes; Mortierellales; Mortierellaceae.